CUCCAGAAACUCGCCUUUUACUCCAAAAUGCAAGAAGCCCCGGAGAGCGGCAGCAGCGCCAGCGCCAGCAGCUCCUUCUCCGGCCACCCCGCGGCCAGCAUCAAGGAGGAGGACUGCAGCCCCGAGAAGGAGCGACCCCCCGAGGCCGAGUACAUCAACUCCCGCUGCGUCCUCUUCACCUACUUCCAGGGGGACAUCAGCGCCGUGGUGGACGAGCACUUCAGCCGGGCGCUCAGCCAGCCCAGCAGCUUCUCGCUCGGCAGCGCCAAGGCGGCGCGGAACGCCGGCUCCUGGCGGG
Nipponia nippon (crested ibis) is the source of this 298-nucleotide messenger RNA. The record is from RefSeq and is a predicted model, not a curated record. Lineage: Eukaryota; Metazoa; Chordata; Aves; Pelecaniformes; Threskiornithidae.